UCUCCCAGCCUCAUUUAGUCAUCCCAGAAUAGACUCUCACCGGAGCGCUCUCUAAAUAUUAGUGGAAGCUUUUUGGAUUUCGGUGUGACUUGGGAGUCGCUGGAGAUGGAUUAAAGGGACGGUGCACCGCAAAACUGGAGCAGCACGCAAGACCACGCCGGGGGGGAAGGGGGCGACGGGACUCGGUGAAUUCACGCAGUCCCCGGGACAGAGGCUGUGAAUGGUCCCACCCCAAGAUGACAUCCCCGAAAAACAAAGCAAAGAAGAAACCACCCAAAGACAGCAUGACGCUGCUGCCAUGCUUUUAUUUUGUAGAGCUCCCCAUCGUCCUGUCCUCCCUGGUGUCCCUGUACUUCCUGGAGCUGACAGAUGUGUUGUCCCCGGCGAUGGUGGGCUUUCGUUGCCACGACCGUGACCUCUCCAUGCCAUAUGUGGAGACGGGCGAUGAGCUCAUCCCGCUUCUGAUGCUGCUGAGUUUGGCCUUCGCUGGUCCUGCAGCAUCUAUAAUGAUGGGGGAGGGCUUAACGUACUGUCUGCAGUCCAAACUGAAGACAUGUCCAAAGUCGGAGAGCAGCAUAAACGCUGGAGGCUGCAGCUUCAACUCCUUCCUACGCAGAACCGUGCGGUUUGUCGGUGUUCAUGUGUUCGGUCUCCUGGCAACAGCCCUGGUGACAGAUGUCAUCCAGUUAGCGACCGGUUACCACUCCCCUUUCUUCCUCACUGUCUGCCAGCCCAAUUACACGGCUCCGGGAGUGUCAUGUGACAAUAACGCCUACAUCACACGGGACAUAUGCCUGGGGAAGGAUCAGUAUGCCAUCAUGUCAGCUAGGAAAACAUUUCCAUCCCAGCAUGCAACGCUCUCUGGCUUCGCUGCUGUCUAUAUCUCCAUGUAUUUCAAUGCCAGCAUCAACAGCACCACCAAGCUGCUGAAGCCGUUGCUGGUGUUUGCUUUCUGCAUGGCGGCGGGUCUUGCAGGGCUGACGCAGAUAACUCAGCACCGCAGUCACCCCAUUGACGUCUACGUGGGAUACCUGAUAGGAGCCGGGGUCGGAGUCUACCUGGCUGUGUUUGCAGUGGGAAACUUUAAAGCAUCAGAGGAAGAUGCUCCCUCUCUCCAGAGACUGACCCCAGCUCAGCAGAAGGACGGCCUGAGGGUGCUGACCCAGCGGAGUCAUGACUCGCUGUACAGGAAGACCCCCAGGGUGUCCGAGAGCAGAGAGGAGCUGGGGGCGAGUCUGGGGUCUGGGGCUCGCAGUAAGGUGAGGAGGGAGAAGGCGUCGCUGGCUUCCCUCAAACGAGCCAGUGCUGAUGUGGAGCUCCUGGCAACCCGGGGUCCUAUGGGCAAGGAAACCAUGGUAACAUUCAGCAACACCUUGCCUCGCGUUGCAAACGGAAACAGCCCCAUCUCUCCAUCGGAUGAGCUGCCCACCACACAGCGUCACAUGACCUUCCAUGUGCCCUACGACUCCCAGAGGUCUCGGCAGCUGGUGACCGAGUGGAGGCAGCAUUCGGUGGAGCUCCGCAGCCAGAGCUCACGAGACGAGGAGGAAGGGAUGGACAGGAGGGACGGGGGAGAUGAGGGAGAAGGAGACCAGGAGAUGCCCUCCUCUCUUUAUCCGACAGUGCAGGCCAACAAGGGCAUCGCCACACCAACCGGAGCCAGGAUGGUGGUGUCACCCCCGCUUGUUCACAUCCCUGAAGAGGCCGCCCGGCCGCCGCCUGUCUCUCCAAAGAGUGCCAAGACCCGCGCCAAAUGGAUGUCACUCCAAGAGGGAGGAGGGGGGAAAGAGCCGGGGGUCGGGCCGAUCGCAGUGUCGACGCCCCGUGUGCCCAACACACAGCCCAACCAGCUACCCAGCCAGCCCAGAGUCACUCAGGUGAUAGCCAUGUCCAAGCAGCAGGGUCACGGAGUCACUUCCUCCACGAAAACAUCAGAAGGCGGCUCCUCUUCCGGCGCUGGAUCCAACUGUUCCGAGUCGCCCUACUACCGGAUCCCGUCUGAUCGCGACAGCUGCACAGGGAGCAACCCUGGGAGCAUCGCCGGCAGCGGGAGCAUCGUCACCAUCGACGCUCACGCCCCUCACCACCCGGUGGUGCGCGUGUCAGCUGCUAACGGCAAGCCGUGGGAGUGGAGAAACACCAUCAGCGGCAACAUGAUGUCCGCUGACACAGCAGCGGACAAACACCGCGUGGCACUGCAGCGGCAGGACAAUGUCAAUCAGUACCGGGAUUACCGGACUCUGCCGGUGAAAAAGGAAUCGCUCUGCUCUUCCUCCUCACCCAGCGCCGAGGGAGGACACGAGCUGCCUCCCCCACCCCUCCCCACUUCCACCUCCCCUCUUCCUCCCCCUCUUCACAUGCUGUCAUCCCCUCUUCCACCACCGCCUCCCCACUCCUCUUCUUCCCCUUUGCCUCCCCCUCCUCACCCAAGCUCCUCUCCGAUGCUUCCUCAUCUUCCUCACCCUUCCUCCUCUCACAUGCCUCCUCACCUGUCCUCUCAGCUGCCCCCACCACCCCUCCCGUCAUCCUCUCCUAUUCCCCCACCUCACCACUCCUCUCAAAUGCCCCUACCCCCUCACCCGUCUUCCUGUCAAAUGCCCCCGCCUCCCCACCCGUCCUCCUUUCAAAUGCCCCUACUUCCGCAUCCAUCUUCUUCCCCUUUGCCCCCUCCGCAUCAUCCAUCCUCUUCCCCUUUGCCACCUCCACCUCACUCCUCGUCCUCCAUGCUUCCACCUCCUCACCCGUCCUGUUCCAGCAUGCUUCCCCCUCCUCCCCAUCCAGACUUACUGAUGGACGGCCACAACCAGUCGCUGUCCCGCACCUCCACCCUCCCUCGCCGGCCCUCCGCCCGCAGCCACGCUGAGCAGGAGCACUACUACAAGGCCAUGCAGAACGAGAGGAUGUUAUAGUGAAGAUGGCCUCGUCAUAUUUAUGUACUUCAGAGGACUCCGCUGAAAGAGACAGUGAAACAAAGUAGGAUGUGGCAGGCGAAUAGUGACGUUUUGAAAAAUGGCAAAAGGGUUUAGAGACUCUGAAAAGAAACUACAGUGAAAACGCUGUAAAUGAAGAGGCAGCAGGGGUGCAGGACCAUAGGGAGGUCUAGCAGCUCACACACGCCCAGCAGGGGAUCUGGUUUUUCUCUCCUGCUCACACAUACUGCCCACAGCGCCGACUCAACGGCUCUGACUGGGAAAAGAACAGACGAGAGCAGAGGAGUCAAAGAGAGCCGGGUGAAGAAUUAAAAAUCCUCACUUCACCUACAUCCUCCGUUGUUCUUUAAGACACAUUCAAAGAAGGAGUGGAAGAAGCUGCAGCUGGGAGAGAGAUAUCACUAUAAAGGGUUUGGGAUUUGCUAAAUUGAGUUUCCCUUGAGAGGAGGGAUAAGACUCAGAAAACAAAACAACUACAGGCUAUACUAGCUCUCCUAAAAGCAGUGCAGCUGUUUGAGGCUGCCAGCCAAUACACACAGACCAUUUUCCGUUGAGAAAAACUUGAAGUAAGAGCUAUAAAAUAAGAAAAGGCGUGCCACGGUAAGUUCAACCACAGAUUCAAGAGUAUUAGCAACAAACCGCAAAAGCAUGAGUCUUUUUUUUCCCCCUCUGAUUACACAAACCAAAUGGGGAAAUUUGUGUUUGACACCAUGCAAAUCUGUCAGUAUCCACCACAGAGAUCCGGCUUAGGAAGCGUUACUUCUGGUCGGGGUGUGAGAUGUAGGAGGAGGGGGUGGGCAUAAGGAGGAUCACGCACAGUUGGGCACCCCUAUUCAGACAUCACUGACUGGAUUACUGUUGUAAACAUGAGAGGCGGUGGAAUGGACAGGGAAUUGUUCCCAAACCGAAGGAGGUGGCGAGCCAGGCAGCCAGUCUGUCUCUGCUGUGUGCGCAACCUGCCACGGAGCCUCGAGCCGCACUAAGGAGAUUAGCAGUUGUUUAUCAAACCACGCUAGCACACUCUUCCCUCCAUAGCCCUCCUCAAAACACAACGGUGACGGGACUGUUAAUGGGAAGUUAGGAGUGCAGACCGCCAUCACCACCGACCCGCACGGGUGCCGUUUGGAUGCAAAGUAGUGUCUCUGUUUUUGGCACUAUACUUUCUAAACAUGCAGACUUUACAAGGGGUCUAAAAGAUGUUGAUUUAUUAAUGAUGAUUUAUUUAUGCUUUAAAGAUUGGAAAUUUGACAUUUUUUCAAUUUUAAGAGCUACUUCUGGGUUGAAAAACAUCUUUCAAUGGGGUGCAUCUAUUUUUUAUGUAGCUUUUCUUGUUUUUAUAAAAGCUCUGCAGGAAGAUUAAAUAAUGUUUACAGUAUUUACAGCUCCAGACUCCAUCUAAUAUUUAUAUCCACUUAUCCUUUGCCGGGUCACUAGAGAUGUUUACCCUUUUUUAAGUAUGCCGUAUUAGAAAGUGUUUCCAUGUUUUAUUGGGUUUCAUUUAAGAUAGAAUAUAUUCCCUUUUUUAAUUGAAAUGACACCCAAAACCUUCAAAACACACUCAAAGUAAGGUCCUCUUUCGCUGCAGCUUUUGAUUUGCAUCACACAAUCCUCAUCAUUUCCCUCGGUUGCCAAGGAGUGUGGAUGAUCAGACAUACUUCCGAAUGAUAAAAUGGGCUGAUGAGGUCUAUGUAAUGCAGUCAAAAGGUCCAGAACAAGAAAGUAGGUUCAAAUCAACUGUGUUUACAAAUAAACGAUUAAUCAUUAACCAUAGAAUAAUGAAAUGAUUAACCAGUAAUACAAGUAAUCUGUAGUUGCAGCCCCAAGAAACUUCAAAUCUGCAAGUGGAGAGGAAGUGUGUGCCCUUUCUGCUCGCCCCUGCCUCUUAUGUGUAUUUAUACUAUGGUGUAUAAAGUCAUUAUUGGGUACCUAUCAUUUUAUACAUUGCUGUUUUUUCUAAAUACAAAAAGAUAUUCCUUUCAAUGAAGUGCUUUAUUUUAGAUUGUACCUUACAGACUCACACACAUGGAAGACUUUUACCACAACAUCUGAAGGGUACAUGAACUGAUUUUGUAGAGUUGUGUUGGAUGGGGAAAGUUAAAUGGAAGUUGUACUCUGUAGCGGAGCUCCUCCGAGGGGGAGCUGGUAGAAAAUGUUGCUCGUUGGUUUGUGCUGCAUGUGUGUGUACGAGCGUGUUUUUUAAAACUAUGCUUCAAGUCUGUGCUGUCGCCUUUGACGGACAGACGGCUGCAUUUACAGUGCUGGUGAUUAUCGUGCUCCUUUCCCCAUUUUGACUGUAAAAAUACUUGAUAUUACCUAAUAAUAUUAAUACUAUUCAUUAUUCUGCAGUCCUUUUUUAUGGGCUAAUGUUUUCUAUCUGUGGUGAUGUGUAACAUU
Eleginops maclovinus (Patagonian blennie) is the source of this 5324-nucleotide messenger RNA. Its product is annotated as phospholipid phosphatase-related protein type 3-like. Bases 237 to 2909 code for a protein of 890 amino acids. Gene Ontology annotation, biological process: signal transduction; phospholipid metabolic process; phospholipid dephosphorylation. Gene Ontology annotation, cellular component: plasma membrane. The transcript has 9 exons. The record is from RefSeq and is a predicted model, not a curated record. Lineage: Eukaryota; Metazoa; Chordata; Actinopteri; Perciformes; Eleginopidae. Gene Ontology annotation, molecular function: phosphatidate phosphatase activity.